This is a messenger RNA of Colletotrichum orchidophilum, 267 nucleotides long. RefSeq lists its product as uncharacterized. The record is from RefSeq and is a predicted model, not a curated record. The coding region runs from base 1 to 267 and encodes 88 amino acids. NCBI's taxonomy places the organism in Eukaryota, Fungi, Ascomycota, Sordariomycetes, Glomerellales, Glomerellaceae. The transcript has a single exon.
AUGGAGCCUAUGGAGGAGGAGGAAGAGGAGAAGAAGGAGCAGGAGCAGGAGGGGGAAGAGGAUGGGGGGUGGAUGACUUGGGAAGAGGAAUCCAAGACAAACCACUCGCAAAAGCCCCGUCUUCAGCCCAUGAUCCGUGUCAAAGUGCCGUUUGCGCGCGUGGAACCCAACAAAAAACACGCAAGAGUCCCCAUCCGCCAUCUCCAUACCUCAAAGUGCUUGUUUCGCCGCCUCUCCGCUGGCUUACACGAGCUGCCUUACGCGUAG